Messenger RNA from Erigeron canadensis, 1704 nucleotides. Its product is annotated as histone-lysine N-methyltransferase SUVR4. The transcript is spliced from 8 exons. Bases 1 to 1704 code for a protein of 567 amino acids. Gene Ontology annotation, cellular component: nucleus. NCBI's taxonomy places the organism in Eukaryota, Viridiplantae, Streptophyta, Magnoliopsida, Asterales, Asteraceae. The record is from RefSeq and is a predicted model, not a curated record. Gene Ontology annotation, molecular function: zinc ion binding; histone methyltransferase activity; protein binding.
AUGGCGCCAACAAAAAGAGCUCUAAAAGCGCCAGAUCCAAGACCUCCAGUUCAAGAUCAUCAAAAAGUUUCGGCGGCUUAUGAAGCGAUGAAGGAAAUAGGAUUUCCUCCUGAAAAAGUCAAGCCUGUGCUGAAAAAUCUUUUGAAAUUGUAUGAUGGAAGAUGGGAGCUCAUUGAAGAAGACAACUAUCAAAACCUUGCUGAUGCUAUACUUACAUCCAUGGAUGACAAGGGUACAUCCACGACACGCGACCGUAAUGUGCUUGGCUCCACAACUUCAAGGAUGAAUUCUGUUAUUUACAAAAAGCGGCAUCAAAAUACCGAGCUGGAUGAUGAUGUGACACCUGUAGCCAAAUUGAAGCGCCCACUCACAAAAAGGGAGAAUCAUAAAAAGAAAUUCCAUAAAGUCGAGGACAUAGCGAAAGGUACCGAGACAAUCAGGAUUUCUUUGAUAGACGAAGUUGGUAUAGAACUGCCAAAGUUUGUAUACAUACAACAAAAUACAAAAUAUCAAGAUGCUUAUGUAUCGUUCUCCUUAGCUCGGAUUGCCGAGGAUGGUUGUUGCAUAAAGUGUAAGGGUGAUUGUCUUUCUUCUAGAGUACCUUGUGUGUGUUCUAGUGAGACAGGGGGUGAAUUCGCCUAUACUCCAGAAGGCCUGCUCAAAGACAAAUUUUUAGAUGCUUGUGUGUCCAUGAAUCAUGAUCCAGAAAACCAUCACCUCUUCCAUUGUCAAGAUUGCCCAUUGGAAAGAGCAAUGAAUGGUCACAACCCAGCAUGCAAAGGACACCUAUUGAGGAAGUUUAUUAAAGAAUGUUGGAGAAAAUGUGGUUGCUCAAUGGAUUGUGGGAACCGUGUGGUACAGAGAGGCAUUACUUGCAAGUUGCAGGUGUUCUCUACUGAGGCUAAAGGUUGGGGUGUUCGAACACUUGAAUGCUUGCCAAAGGGUUCUUUUAUAUGUGAAUAUGUUGGAGAGAUAUUGACGAAUACUGAGUUAUGGGAACGCAACAGGCAAGGUCCAAAGAAUGAGAGACAUACAUAUCCAAUAUACUUGGAUGCAGAUUGGGGUUCUGAACAAGUACUAAAGGAUGAAGAAGCUUUGUGCCUAGAUGCAACUUAUUACGGGAAUGUAGCAAGGUUUAUCAAUCACAGAUGCUAUGAUUCCAAUCUAAUUGAGAUCCCUGUUGAAGUGGAAACACCUGAUCAUCACUACUAUCAUGUUGCUUUUUUCACCAAAAGGGAGGUUGAUGCAUGCGAAGAGCUGACUUGGGAUUAUGGGAUUGACUUUGCAGACGAAGAUCACCCUAUAAAAGCAUUUGAAUGUCAUUGUGGCGCUCCGUACUGCCGAGACGUGAGAAGAAUAGCUAUGAAUAAGAAGGUUGGUGCUGGUAAAAUGACAUCAUUCUGGCAUCAUAUUUGGAUUGACAAUUCCUCCCUUGCUUCUGAGUAUCCGUGUGGAACGACCCUACUUUCAAGUGGAAUUGGCGCAGGACCAGUUGAGGCGGCCAGGGGGUGUGGAAGUAUAUCCCAGUUACAUCAACUGUGCUCUAAGGUCUCUCAAGUAACCACUGUUAAUUCCCUGGAUACUUGGCGUUGGUCUUGUGGCUCUAUGAAUGAGCUUUCUGAGAUCCAAGGGCUUACCUUCGAUAACAACUUUACUUGGAAUAAUCAGGUCCCCAAAAAUAUGAACAUUUUGGUUUGCGAGUAG